This is a messenger RNA of Medioppia subpectinata, 728 nucleotides long. NCBI's taxonomy places the organism in Eukaryota, Metazoa, Arthropoda, Arachnida, Sarcoptiformes, Oppiidae. The record is from the annotation of a GenBank genome assembly.
AAGGUAUUUUUACAAGUUGUUAACAAAUGUAAAGUGUAUUUAUAUAAGAAAGUGUAUUAAUUAUAAUGAUAUGACUCUUAGGUGUGAUAUAUUGUGGACAGGAAGAGGAAGAGGCGGCCAUUGAUAUCAUAUCCACAAAGUAUGAGAGAUAUGGCAAUGGAGUCGAAGCACCGGAAAAGUUGGAAAUCAUUAAAGAGAAGUGCAAUGAAUUGGGCCAUGCUAAUACCAUGGGUAAACUUUUCUGGGAUAUAGUAACCGGCUUGAAAUGGGCAGGGUACCUUAAACCAAAAAUCCGGGAAGUGAUGCUAGAAAGUCCUACUAUUCAAUUCUAUGACAAAAUUAACUUGUUUUGCAAACUGCCCGAGGACAAAAUGCUGAAAUACACUCCGAUAAUAAACGCCAAACUUGCCGACACUAAAAAACUACGCGACCGUUACAUUGGAUACCUAGAAGAUGCUACGAAACACGUUGGCCGUGAGUUCUGGGCUAAAGUGAUUGAUAUGCACGACGACAUCGAUGGGUUCAGGGAGUUCUCACACAAACGGAUUGAUAUAUAUCCGGCAGUACUGAACAGAACUGAGCACUUGUUAGGAGUAAAGGUGGACACAAAGUGCGAGAUGAAAGAGUCCUAUCCGGAAGCAACAUAUAAAUCGUUUACAUUGUUGAUGGCUAAAUUACUUUCAAAAAUAGGUAAGGCAACCGACAAGAUAGCUCGAAAUAUUCGGGAA